AGGGGCGGAGGCGGCGCCGGGCUCAGGCCACGGCCCGGAGCAGCUGACCAUGGAGCUCCAGCAAUUCACACCAUCCUCGAGGCCUCACCCACCUGUAGUGGGCAAAGUGACUCAUCACAGCAUUGAAUUGUACUGGGACCUGGAAAAGAAAGUGAAACGGCAAGGACCUCAGGAGCAGUGGUUCAGGUUCUCGAUUGAAGAAGAAUACCCCAAAAUGCACACUUACGGUAUCAUUUAUACGGGAUAUGCAACAAAGCACGUGGUGGAAGGUCUGGAACCUCGGACACUGUACAGAUUUCGACUGAAGGUCACCAGCCCGUCUGGAGAAUAUGCGUACAGCCCUGUGGUCACCGUGUCCACAACCAGGGAACCCAUAAGCAGUGAGUAUUUCCAUCGAGCUGUCAAUGUGAAUGAUGAAGAUUUGCUGGUUCGACUUCUUCAAGGAGGUAACGUGAAGGUUGAUGUCCCCAAUAAGUUUGGCUUCACGGCGCUGAUGGUUGCUGCCCAGAAAGGGUACACCAGGCUUGUGAAAAUCCUCAUUUCUAAUGGCACUGAUGUGAAUCUGAAGAAUGGAAGUGGCAAGGACAGUCUGAUGCUGGCGUGUUACGCGGGACACCUGGACGUGGUGAAGUGUCUCCGAAGACACGGUGCUUCCUGGGAGACGAGAGACCGAGGCGGCUGCACGGCUCUGCAUUGGGCCGCAGAUGGAGGCCACUGCAGCGUGAUUGAGUGGAUGAUAAAGGAUGGUUGUGAGGUAGACGUGGUGGACGCUGGCUCGGGCUGGACCCCACUCAUGAGAGUCUGCGCGGUCUCAGGGAACCGGAGUGUGGCCUGUCUGCUCAUUGAAGCUGGAGCCGAUGUGAACGUGAAAGAUAAAGAUGGGAAGACGCCUCUGAUGGUGGCAGUGCUAAAUAAUCACGAAGAGUUAGUCCACUUACUUCUUGACAAAGGGGCAGAUGCAAGUGUGAAAAACGAGUUCGGCAAAGGCAUCCUCGAAAUGGCCAGAGUUUUUGACAGACAGAAUGUACUCUCCUUAUUAGAAGAAAGGCAACAAAAGCAGAUGCUUAAGAAGUCGUCGGUCCCUUCUGCCCGCUGACCGGGCACUGCUUCUCUCCGAAAGGCGAGUGACACAAAACUAAACGUGACUGUUGAACUAGAGAGAUGAAAUACUGCAUCUUUGAGAGUUAUACAUUUGAUUAUUUAUUUAGUUGAAGACUCACAGUGACUUUUGUAACGUACAACUG
Rhinolophus ferrumequinum (greater horseshoe bat) is the source of this 1244-nucleotide messenger RNA. It is a transcript of the gene FANK1, whose product is annotated as fibronectin type III and ankyrin repeat domains 1. NCBI's taxonomy places the organism in Eukaryota, Metazoa, Chordata, Mammalia, Chiroptera, Rhinolophidae. Gene Ontology annotation, cellular component: nucleus. The transcript is spliced from 11 exons. Bases 50 to 1096 code for a protein of 348 amino acids. The record is from RefSeq and is a predicted model, not a curated record. Gene Ontology annotation, molecular function: protein binding. Gene Ontology annotation, biological process: regulation of apoptotic process.